AUGCGCCCCCUCCUCUUUCCAGUCCUCGCUGUCAUCUUCGCAAAGCAUUCUGUUGCUGGCACUCUCAGUAUUGUUGACGUUGGUAGCCAGUGCAUGAUAUGGUCGAAUGACAACCAUGGCUGCACGGGACAUUCGACACCGUUUAGUGUACCAAAGGGAGAAGAUUGCUCAAAAUUGGGCGGAAACGCCAUUGGCAACGGUCACGACCUUCCCAUGGUAUCGGUUGAAGCAUGCACUACGGAAAAGGGCCUUCCAGCGGUAUGGAUUUUAUUGGAGAAGACUGGACGGGCCACUUUCUUUAACAAGCAAGGAAACAUUUCGGCCUGUGCUCUCAGCGAUGGACUCAAAGUUGGAAGUAUGUGUGAUGCUGUGGAUCCAGAAGUCCUCCGCGAUUCGACCUUAAAUUGA
Messenger RNA from Penicillium waksmanii, 408 nucleotides. RefSeq lists its product as uncharacterized. The record is from RefSeq and is a predicted model, not a curated record. The transcript has 2 exons. Bases 1 to 408 code for a protein of 135 amino acids. NCBI's taxonomy places the organism in Eukaryota, Fungi, Ascomycota, Eurotiomycetes, Eurotiales, Aspergillaceae.